Molecule: messenger RNA, 563 nt
Organism: Chaetomium strumarium
Lineage: Eukaryota; Fungi; Ascomycota; Sordariomycetes; Sordariales; Chaetomiaceae
Exons: 2
Coding region: 42-563 (173 amino acids)
Source: RefSeq, a predicted model, not a curated record
UUUCUGCAGAUAGCCUGUCAAGUGCCCUACGGAACUACAUCAUGGGCCAUUCAGGACCUAUCUUCGAAAAUGACUACCAGACAGCUGUCGUAAGAACCAAUCUCGCCGCAAUAGCGUUUGGGCCGAAAGCGGUACGCCGGGAUGAGACGCUCUUCAACGACCUCCGCAAUAUGACCCUUACACGGGACGAGGGCGCCCCUAUCAAGGUGUCGGAAGCGCAGAUCGCGAAGUUCCGGGAACGAAGGGAUAUCGCCAAGCUCUGCGACGAGAUUCAGCAUACAACCGACAAGCUUGAGAAGAGCAGACUUUGCGGCCAAAUCAGCAGCAUCCUCGAGACUUACAAAAGGCUGCAGCUCGAAGAGGAUCGACAGGCCUACUUCAAGGAGGCGGACCGAUUGCGUCUCCAGGGUGGUGAGCCGACCCCAACGCCCGGCGCGGGGGGCCCGGGGAUAGCGGCUCCGGUGGCCGCCUGUCUAUCGCGCUGGAGACCGCAGGAUGGGGGCGAACUUCCAACGAACGACACAAGCGUAUCAGAGCAAGGCAGCGGCAGCGGCACCCUCUAA